Messenger RNA from Myripristis murdjan (pinecone soldierfish), 4617 nucleotides. RefSeq names its product chromosome 18 C4orf54 homolog (gene c18h4orf54). Lineage: Eukaryota; Metazoa; Chordata; Actinopteri; Holocentriformes; Holocentridae. The coding region runs from base 1 to 4617 and encodes 1538 amino acids. The record is from RefSeq and is a predicted model, not a curated record. The transcript is spliced from 2 exons.
AUGAAGACAAAGGAAGCCUCCGUGGAGACGCCGACUCAACGGGAGCGCGGGGAUCUGCUCCAGAAAGCAGCGCGCGGCGGCGGAGAUGCCCCGGGAAAGCAGGACGAAGCUAACUACGUCGACUUGGAUUUAAUAGACUUAAAGGCAGGCGAAACAAAACCGGCGAAAGUGUCUUACCUCGCCGAGGGAAACCAAACCGUCCUCAUUAACAGCAGCGGUGCGGGUGCCCCGUGCGUAAUGGACACAAAUCCCGAGCAAGGAAGGCUGGCGAAUCAAAGCGAUACUGAAACUAAGGGGAAGGAGGAUGCCAAUGUUAGGAAAUGUGCGGAGGAUGACACGGAAGGUCGCACUGGCACUGAUCCCCCCUCAUCAUCUGCGGAUCAUUGUGUCCAAGUGGAGGAAUGUGUCAGAUCGCAAGAAACUGACAGCAGGGAGCGCAACACAACGCAGCCAGACCUAUCCAAAGAAGAAGAAACAAAAAACACAACUUCCAAGGAAGAAUCACACAAUAUCGAUAAUUAUCUGAGUGGGGGUAGUGUGUCGGAAGACUUUGAGGAGGAGGAUGAUGUGAGUUUGGUGCUUUCCGACGACUGCGUCCCGUGCGUAACGGAGGACGAGUCCCAUUACAUUACCACGCAUGAGAUCCAGCUAUCAGAGCUUUCUGAUCAUGAGGGGGACUACGAGAACGGCGUGGGCUCCUCCAGCUGGGACAUCGAAGAUGAUAAUCAGGUCUACUCUUUUGUCGAUUAUGCGUCUUUUGACGGUGAUGGAGCGGUGGGGGAGAGAGGGAAAAGCCACCCGACUCGUCCUCACGGCGCAGCAGCCGUCAGCACUCUGCUGGAAAGUGAUCUCUGCGACGCGGCCAAGUUCACCAGCUCAGAUGAGAGUCUGUCAAAGGCCCAGCAGCAGUGCAGUGGCAACAGUGCUGGGCAGAUCCACCUGUCAAUCAAAACCACUUCCCGAGCUAUAAAUGACCCUAGCAACAUCCAAGAAAAGGGAAAUAUUCUUUAUCAUGCCAAGCGCUCCGGAGACAUGAGUCGCUAUGUCUUUAGGGGAGCUGAUGGGAAAGCAGGGAAAUUGCGUGAUAGCGCAAAGUGCUUCAUUGCCGCGCCCGGACGCUUACACUUUGGCAGUAAAUUAAAGGGGAAAGAGGUUACCGAGUACUCCAGCGGUGCGUCCAGCGCUGUCAGUGAACUGGACGACGCUGACAAAGAGGUGCGCAACCUGACAGCCAGAGCCUUCAAGAGCCUGGCCUACCCCUACUUUGAUGCCAUUAAUUUCAGCACUUCCAGUGAGUCCUCCGCAUCAGAGCACGGGAUAGGGAUAAACAGGUGGUCCACGUUUGUCGACCUGAAAUAUGGCAACGUCAACAUGUCCCAGGGACUGGACCAAAGUAUGAUGGCCCAUAAAAAUUCAACGUCCUCAUUUGAAAUAGCCAAAAAUAUAGAUAAUAAAGGUUAUAAGGGAGUUGCACUGGCAAGCAUCAAACCGCCCCCGAGCAAGAUCUUCACUCUGAAUGGCAAUCCCCACAGCGCAUCGUCAUCAACAAAGAAAAUUGAGCUGAUGGGAAAAUUUGGGCAGGGGCAGAGUGGAGUGAUUACACUCACAGAAACACUGAAUUUUCGGUGUAAUGUAAAAUCGGGAAUGUCAGGGGGAGAAAGACGUGCGAAAUUUGCACAAAACGCUGCAGGAUCACGUUCCACAGAUGAAGUUACCAACAGCUUGCCAAGCGGCCAGAGGAGAGGGGCCAGGAGGCUGCCCUGUAAUGCAGGGGAAACCAUGGAAGACACGCACAAGAAAGCCAUUUUCGCUUCAAGCCUGAUUAAAAAUGUCAUUUCUAAGAAGAUGCAGUUUGAGCAGGAGCGCAAAAUGGAAAGAGGGGAAAUAUGUGAACCCCAUCAGAUAUCCCCAUGUUUUGCCCAUCAGGAAAGCGAAAGCCACAAGGGGAAGGGGAGCAGGGAGCUGCACAGACAGAGCUCCAAGUUUUCCGAGACCAGCUCUGACUUUGCCAUAAUGUGUGUGGAUGAAAUAGGGGACAUAGUGGAUAGCGGCUCAUGUGAUACCAAAAGCGACUCGCGGAGACAAGACGAUUUAACUCUUGAGCCCGAAACUAAUUUUGAACCGACAAAUGAAGCCGGAAUCGAUACUAAAAAAGGCGCAUUGGAAGCGUCCAAAAGCACGUUGCUUCGCAGCCAAAAUAGCGCAUUCAGAUGCUGGAAGGACGGAGAGCUAGAGUUUCAAAAGGAACAUAAAAACGAUAAAACUCCAGAGGAGAACCCGCCUUCACCCAAGAACGACCCGGACGAGGGGGGCCCGUACACAGAAGGCAGCAGUAAACUCACUAAAAUGUCACAUUUGUUUGUGCCAAGUAUCCAACUGCUGUCUAGUGACGGAGAAGUUGGACAGCAGCUGCCGACCAGGAAUUAUUCUCCAUGUGUUGAGGGAGAGGGAAUGAAACUGCGCUCUGGCAACACCUUAUACGUCGCAGACUCCAGGAGUGUCGCAACAUCAAAAUCUCCAGAAAUCAAAAUUAACUUACGGAGCGUCAGAGAUAAUAAAGUGGAGCCGUUUGGAGUUUCCAAACUGCGGGCUCCCAGUAUCGGCUGUAACGCGGCCAGCCUGCUCAGAACAGAUGACUUCAGAUGUCAAGCGCUUGCUGCAGCCUUGAAGGGUGAGUCCUCAGACAAAGUGCCGCAUUUCAUGGUUAGAGACAUAAGAGAUAAUAAUAAGGGGAAGCUGCAGACGCCCAUACACCAAGUGAGAGACGUGCGUAAAUUGGUAAAAAGUUCAUAUCACUUUGUUUCCUUGGAUAACAACGAUAAUAAAUCUAGCUUUGCCACUGCCGACCCCACUGCAGAGCAAAAGAAACAGGUGCCUUAUCGAAACCCCGCCUCUGUUUCCCCAAUAGUGAUAAAGUGCCAAUCUGUCAAUACAAAUAGCCACGGAAAACAAUCUGGAAAUCUAAUCGAUCUAUCCAAAGGAAGGCUGAAUGAAGAGCCGUUUGACAUAGAUAGAUGUUCUCCAGAGGGCGCUAAAAGUGGGUCACUACUCCAAAGGCCACUGGGGAGAGCAGCCACAGGCAGUUCAAAUAAAGUAGACUCCUCUGAGGGGGCUAUAGGGUUGAGAAUUGAGACCAGAACAGCCUCUCGGAGGCAGGAAAAAACCUCAGAUAUAGCAGAGAAGAAACCUGAAUCAAAGAUGGCCAACCAGGUGGCCUUAGAAAAACUCCAAGCUGCUGUCAAAACCAUGGAGCAGCUUUAUGUUUUUGACAGAAAUGAAUGGAAGAGGAAAAGUGAGCCCCAGCCCCUAACAGACAGCCAUGUGCUGUCACUGAUUGCCAGUGAGGAGCACGGGGGCUCUGAGGAUGAAGGAGGCCGGGGGUCCAGUGCAGACAGGCCUGUGAGGAGAGACUCCUACACAAACAUAGACAAGAUACCACCGGUGGCAGCAGCAUCCCCUGGCAAUGAGACCUUGUUCAGAAGAGAGGAGAAAGACCCUCCUAAAAACUUCCAGAGCCACACCAGCCGGGACGAGAGGCUCAGUGCCAAGUCACUUUCAGUGCAAGCUGCUAGUACCGGGGGGAGCAAAAACAUGUUCAGCCUCAGCUCCGGCCAAAAUACAAAGCCCCCCCAGCUGAAUGCCAUCACACAGACACCAUACAGCACCAAAGGCCUCGUGCACAAGUCUCCGAAAGUGCCAGUGUCACUAAAAAUAAGCCAGAUGAGGCAUCAAGUAGAUGCAAAGGAGAAGCAUGGCGGCGAGGUGGACAGGUCCGCCCAAAACCUUUUCAGUGCCUCGGCUGACAAUGAGAACUACCUAACCAUUCCCAUUAAGUCCCAUGCCAGCAGCACCAGCCCUCCAUCUCAUGUGGGACCCAGCACCAGCAUCAAGGGCCGGGAGGACCACAACCAGUCUCCCAAACGCUCCAGCAUCGUGAUGGAAACCAGGUCACCAGAAAUCCCAGCUGCCGCCACUAUCUACCACUCCCUUCCACUGAGCAUGCCAGCCAAUCAGCCGCAGGUCUUCUGCUUCUCCCCGACCAUCACUCCAACCCCAACCCUGGAGCCCUUCCAGGCCACCCAGAGGAAGAUGCUCCUGGAUCCCACCACUGGGAACUACUACCUGGUGGACACUCCUGUUCAGCCGGCCACCAAGCGCCUCUUUGACCCCGAAACAGGCCAGUACGUGGACGUGCCCAUGCCACAGCCACCCAUGACCCCGAUGCCCAUGCCCAUGGCGCCUCUGGCCCUCAGUCCCGGGGCAUACGGUCACACCUAUAUGAUCUAUCCAGGUUUCGUGCCGACGCCGCCUGUGAUCUCUGCCGGGAGGCUGGCCCAGUCGCAGAUGUCAGCGCAGUCCGACUCAGACAGCGGGGAUAAAGCAUUGUCGCAGCAAACUGAGGGCAUCUACAUGGAGAGCCCCUACUACAUGGCCACCGGAAAGUCUCCCCAGACAGCCUCUGGGGCUCAGCAGCAGACUGCUGCCAACAGGCCGCUGCAGGGCUUCUCCACCACCAAGCAGCCAAUCAUCAGCAUCACGUCCCAGCAGGGGCCCCGCAUCAUCGCCCCGCCCUCUUUUGAUGGGACAACCAUGAGCUUUGUGGUGGAGCACAGGUAA